Molecule: messenger RNA, 1058 nt
Organism: Trichoplusia ni (cabbage looper)
Lineage: Eukaryota; Metazoa; Arthropoda; Insecta; Lepidoptera; Noctuidae
Product: pancreatic lipase-related protein 2-like
Exons: 8
Coding region: 33-1028 (331 amino acids)
Biological process (GO): lipid metabolic process
Molecular function (GO): lipase activity
Source: RefSeq, a predicted model, not a curated record
AAUGUGAAAAAUAAAAAACGUCACAUUGCAAAAUGGCGUUCCGUUUCGGAUUGGUGAUUUUGGCUACAAUCGCUGCUGCGUCAGCUUUGCCCGCGGGCCUUGACCCCGUGAUCGCCAAGCUGGACCCAGAGGGUCUUCGUUACGGCUACAUUCGUGAUGAUGAUGGAGUCCCCCACCUGGUCGACAGCUGGAUCAAGGCCAGUGACCUUGCGAGGAACGCGAGAUACAACCCCGAUACUGAUAAUGAAUAUCAUUUGUACACUAGGUCGAACCCCCUGAUCAGCCAGCCCAUCGUCGAGGGUAACGCCCAGUCCCUGGCCUCCAGUAACUUCAGCCCGAACAAGAGGACCAUUAUCCUCAUCCACGGUUUCCUUGGAGACAUCCUCAGUGGAUUCAACUCUGUUCUCGUUCCUGCUUUCUUACUGGCUGGUGAUGUGAACGUCAUCGUCGUAGACUGGGGAGCAGGCGCCCACUGGGGUCUGAACGGAAUCAGCUCUGGACGUACCGUCGGCCGUUUCAUUCAAUGGAUCAACACCCAAACUGGCGCCAGCCUGAACAACUACCACGUGCUUGGAUACAGUGUGGGUGCCCACCAAGCUGGUAUCGUCGGCAGGACUCUGCUGGGACAAGUUGGAUACAUUACCGCUAUGGACCCCGCUGCCCGUUGGCUGAACAGCCAAGCUAUCCAGGCCUCUGACGCCGUCUACACUGAGGUUAUUCACACCAACAUCGGCAACAUUGGUAUGGAGCAGCCCCGAGGUGAUGUUGAUAUCUACCCCAACGGUGGAGUCAACAUGCCUGGAUGUGCUACUGCUCUUUGCGACCAUUACAGGUCUUACUUCUACGUCGGAGAGUCAGUAGCAACUGGAGGCUUCACCGCUACCCAGUGCAACAACCUUGACGAGGCCAAGGCCCAGACCUGCUCCGGUCCCGACACCAUCAGAAUGGGAGGACUCCUGCCCAAGACUGGAACCAAGGGUAUCUACUCGCUAUCCACCAACGCUUCCCCGCCUUUCUCCCAGGGUUAAGACCUCAAGAAUCAACAGUGCCUAAACAAA